Aspergillus oryzae RIB40 is the source of this 1062-nucleotide messenger RNA. RefSeq lists its product as uncharacterized. The coding region runs from base 1 to 1062 and encodes 353 amino acids. Lineage: Eukaryota; Fungi; Ascomycota; Eurotiomycetes; Eurotiales; Aspergillaceae. The record is from RefSeq and is a predicted model, not a curated record. The transcript has 2 exons.
AUGGCUUUUAUUAGCAAAGAGCAACGGAUGAGCACAGACAGUGUAACUGACGAUUCUGCUUCCCACUCUGUGCUGCCCCAAUUUGAAUCAAAACAACCAUUCCCUCCUCUCUUGGCAGAUGAUCUAGCAAUCCCUUCUCAAGAUGCGCCAGAUACCAGCUUUACGGAAGACGAUCCGGACAUAGCUGAGGAGGAGGAUUACGACACGAACUUCCAGUCACAGUACUCAUUAGACGAUCAAUUGUUCUCCGAUGCAUCCACAGACGAAUCGGACGGACAAUCGCCGGAAGACGAUGGCAUCGAGAUACAUCCAUUUCGCCAUUCUACAAGCUCACUUCAUGGUCCCAAUGCAUUCGCUCCCCCUUUUUACAAUAGACCCCCGACGCCUCUGCCUCCCUCUCCUUCUUUGACAUCUCUUCUGCGACCUCCUUUCUCGACAACUACUUCCCGACCAACUACCCCUGACAGUUCUGAUGUCGAAACGCCGAACGAUACAGAAGCAGCGGUUGCGAAGUCAGCGCGUCGCGCCACAACCGUUCCUCGAGCAAGUCCGAAGGUGCCAACAUAUGAGUAUUACGGUUUCGUUCUAUAUCUCGCCUCCUCGUUGGCAUUUUUAUUGUACAUCCUGUGGUCCUAUCUUCCCAAGCCGUUUCUACACCAGCUUGGAAUAACUUACUACCCGACUCGAUGGUGGUCACUAGCGAUCCCCGCGUGGCUUGUCAUGACCAUCGUCUACAUUUACAUUGCGCUCGCCUCGUAUAAUACUGGGUAUAUGACGCUACCAAUGAACAGCGUUGAGAACAUCGUGGAUGAGGUGGCGAAUGUUGCUGUGAUAGAUGGCAAGGCCAGGAGACGACCUGGUGGUGCGGCCAAGAUGAAACCGGGUGCAACUUCAUAUCAAAUCAUGGGACCGCAGAAUAAGAAAGUCAAUUGGAAGGAAAUCUGGAGUGAGGGCACUGAUGCCGUCCUGGAUGUCCCUGUAGGAGGGGUGUGCGAAGUGCUAUACGGCCAAGGACGGGAUGAUGAUGAUGAGGUAUGCGAGGAAUAUGACUUUGUUGGUUGA